This is a messenger RNA of Staurois parvus, 299 nucleotides long. NCBI's taxonomy places the organism in Eukaryota, Metazoa, Chordata, Amphibia, Anura, Ranidae. The record is from the annotation of a GenBank genome assembly.
UCACAUAUAUGCGGCCGUUGCGGGCCACGUUUUGCGCGGACACGGGAUCCCAUUCAUUUGAAUUGACUCCCAUGCCCGUGACACGCAGGGAAGAAGUCCCUGCACUUCUGAAAAACGCAGCCGAGGUUCCCAGUACGGUUGUGUUUUCCAGGGCGGGCGGCGUGCCAUUAGAACUAAUGGCACCCGCCCGCGGGUCCGCAUUCCUCUGUGCGGGUGGUGUGGCUGCACGGAUUUUCGUGCGGAUCCGCAGCGGCACCGCCCACACAGAUGUGAACCGGGGCUUAUUGCCAAAGUUUCAC